GAUAAAAUGUUUUUGUAUUUAUAUAAAAACGCGCACGGUUAUAAGCGCCAGUUUAAAUCUCUUCAGAUACUUAUCAUUAGUUAGCAAACAGCAGUCUCCCAAAAUGGUUAUUACCCCCGAGCAAUUUACCUACCGAGGACUUAUUGCCCCUGUCUUAACGCCUUUUAACAAUGAUAAGAAAAAAAGUUUAAACUUAACAGAUAUUACCAGGUACGCAAAAUUCUUAAAAGAUGCGGGGAUCGAGGGCAUUCUCGUAAAUGGAACCAGUGGAGAGGGUAUGUCAAUGAAUGUCGAAGAAAGAAAAUUAGUGGCCGAAGCAUGGAAGAAAGCUGCAUCCACAACAAACUUGCAUCUAAUGAUUCAAGUUGGGGGUGCACCCUUACCAGACGUCUUGGAAUUGGCAAGACAUGCUGAAUCGCUUGGUGUCGAUUCAAUUAUGACUCUUCCCGAAUUAUAUUUUAAACCCAAAAAUCCAGUUGAAUUGACGCAUUAUUUAAAACUGGUGAGUGCGGCUGCACCCAAUACCCCCUUACUUUACUACCAUAUUCCGCGUUAUAGUGGAGUUUCAGUUCAUAUGGGAGACUUUUUAAACCAAGUAGAUGGUAAAAUAGACACGUUUGUCGGCAUCAAAUUUACAUCAACAGUAUUAGACGAAGGUAUAGCUGCAGUCAGAGCAGGGAAUGGACGAUAUGCUGUAUUUUUAGGGGCUGAUGAUCUAAUGGUUGGCGCAUAUUCAUUAGGUUUCGAUUCUGCUAUUGCAACAUCAUUGAAUAUGUGGCCAAAAUAUGGACUUAAUAUUUUAAAGCAAGUUAAAGACAAUAACGUCAAUAAGGCACUAACAACACAAAAAGAAUUGAGUACCGCAAUAAAACAUGCGAAUCAAUACGGAGAAUGGGUGCCAAUAAUGAAGGCAGCAAUGAAUCUAACAACUCCCAUAAAUGUAGGAGUCCCUAGGGAUCCUCUAUUAACCCUUACGCCACAACAGGUGCAGAGUUUUGAAUCAGAUUUAAGAAAAUUAAAAUUUCUUUAAGCAAUGUAUUAUAAUACACAUUGUAAAGCAUUUGUUAAAUAUUAAAUCAAAUAUAUAUUUUAAUUGAUACUUAA
Agrilus planipennis (emerald ash borer) is the source of this 1104-nucleotide messenger RNA. RefSeq names its product N-acetylneuraminate lyase. Gene Ontology annotation, biological process: N-acetylneuraminate catabolic process. Lineage: Eukaryota; Metazoa; Arthropoda; Insecta; Coleoptera; Buprestidae. The record is from RefSeq and is a predicted model, not a curated record. The coding region runs from base 104 to 1030 and encodes 308 amino acids. The transcript is spliced from 8 exons. Gene Ontology annotation, molecular function: N-acetylneuraminate lyase activity; 4-hydroxy-tetrahydrodipicolinate synthase activity.